Molecule: messenger RNA, 1320 nt
Organism: Lactuca virosa
Lineage: Eukaryota; Viridiplantae; Streptophyta; Magnoliopsida; Asterales; Asteraceae
Source: the annotation of a GenBank genome assembly
AUGGCUGACAGCAUCAACGCCGCCGUUCAAGUUAACAACGGAACCACAUCAAACAACGGUGGUGAGAUGAUACAUCCUCCGCCUAUUAUUUCAUCUUAUAACGACAAGAUACGCCCCAUUCUUGAUGCUGUCGAUAGUCUUCGUCGCCUUAAAGUCAUCGCUCUCCCCACCAUCGUGGUCGUCGGAGACCAGUCCUCCGGCAAGUCCAGCGUUCUAGGGUCACUUGCCGGCAUAAGUUUGCCUCGUGGACAAAACAUCUACACAAGGGUACCUCUUAUUAUGAGGCUUCAAAACCAUUCAGAUCCUUUGCCUGAACUCCUACUGGAGUAUCAGAAAAAAUCCGUUAAGAUCAUGGAAGAAAACCAGAUAUCAAAUGCCAUUGAUAAGGCUACAGUGGAGAUAGCCGGAAACAACAAAGGGAUAUCAAAUGUUCCAUUAACUUUGGUUGUCAAGAAGAAAGGUGUUCCGAAUCUCACCAUGAUUGAUUUGCCAGGAAUUACAAGAGUUGCCAUCGGUGAUCAACCCGAAAACAUUUACGAACAAAUAACAGAUAUGAUUAUGGAGCACAUAAAGCCAGAAGAAAGCAUUAUUUUGACUGUUCUUGCAGCAAGUGUUGAUUUCGCGACAUGUGAAUCCACUUGCAUGUCACGACGUGUGGACAUCAAUGGACAACGAACACUAGUCGUGGUAACCAAAUCCGAUCUUUCCCCAGAUGGCUCACUUGAGAAAGUUACAUCAAAUGAUGUGAACAUCGGACUUGGCUACAUUUGUGUUAGAAACCGGAUCAAAGAUGAAACCUAUGAAGAAGCUCGAAUCCAAGAAGAAAAGCUUUUUGAAACUCAUCCCUUGUUGUCCAACAUUGAUAAAUCCAUGGUGGGUGUUCCUGUAUUAGCCUCUAGACUUGUUGAGAUUCAAUCAAUGAUCAUAUCGAAAUGUUUGCCGGAUAUUGCAAAGAAGAUCAAUGAGAAGCUUAAUGCUUCGGUUUUGGAGCUCAACAAAUUACCCAGGGUUCUAAGCGGCAUUGCGGAUGCAAUGACUGCUUUUAUGCAAAUCGUUGGGUCCCUCAAAGAAACUUUUCAGACGAUUAUGAUCCAUGGUGAGUUUGAGUAUUUAGAUGAUAAAGAAAUGAAUUGCAAUGCUCCAUUGGUUGAAAUGUUGGACGAGUUUUCAAAAGAACUCCAUAAGAGCAUCAUAUUUCGUGGAAACUUUCUAGUUGAGGAGAUACAGGUUUUAAAGGAAGCCAAUGGGAUGCGGUUGCCUUCUUUUCUUACACAUUCUGUGUUUAUGUGCUUACUUAAGAGAAAACUGAAUAACAUCUAA